Molecule: messenger RNA, 1975 nt
Organism: Acanthopagrus latus (yellowfin seabream)
Lineage: Eukaryota; Metazoa; Chordata; Actinopteri; Spariformes; Sparidae
Gene: ptrh1
Product: peptidyl-tRNA hydrolase 1 homolog
Exons: 6
Molecular function (GO): peptidyl-tRNA hydrolase activity
Source: RefSeq, a predicted model, not a curated record
CUUGAGUUAGCCAACAAGACACUGAUGAACUUUGUCACAAUGAGAGGACUUUUAACACGAGUCGUAAACCGAGUUUUGCUGAGUGAGCUGUUUACGCCAGCCAUGGGCAUUGAAGCAGACAUGCACACAGAAGGCAGGCGAAGGAUGGUGGUGGGGCUGGGUAACCCAGGGAUGGAGAGUACCAGACACAGCGUCGGCAUGGCGGUGCUCGGAGCGCUCGCCACCCGGUUCAGCUUGGCUGACUGCUGGCGUAGCGACAAGCACGUGUCGGCUGAGGUCAUCGUGUCAGAGAUAGAACACACACAUGUGGUGCUGCUCCGUCCCAGGCUACUGAUGAACAUCAACGGCGUGUCAGUGGCCAAAGCAGCUCGUAAAUACGGCAUCAGGCCUGAGGACAUCAUGCUGGUCCACGAUGAACUGGACAAACCUCUAGGGAAGAUUGCCAUCAAACAUGGAGGAAGUGCCAGAGGUCAUAAUGGUGUCCGCUCCUGUGUCGACUGUCUUCAAACUGAUGUGAUGCCCAGACUUCGGGUCGGGAUCGGCCGGCCAGCGGGGCAAACUUCGGUGGAGCGUCACGUCCUGGGCCGGUUCUCUGCAGAGGAGCGGAAGGUUCUGGACUCUGUUCUUGCCCAAAGUGUGGAUACCCUACUCUCCCAGUUCCUCCAGCAGGACUCUCAGCCGGACUCCCAGUCCCCCUCCUCACCAGCAGGGGGCAGACAGGCUGCAUGGAAGAGGAAGGAGAGGGAGAGCUCAGACUCUCCAGCCAAGGACUCUGCUGCUGCUCAGACAUGAAGCCCCGAGUUUGUCAACAUAAACAGGAGAACACAGGAUCCAUUACAGAGAGGAGAACAUUAUCAUGACUGUAUUUAUUCUCUGGCUGAAAUUAAAUGAGGUGACCCACAUUUCCACAGAGCAUGAUAACAGCUCAAAAAGAUGAAGUCAAGAGCAGAGUAACCACAAAACAGGAUUAAAGUACAAAAUUGAUGUAUGACACGACCUGCAGAGCUCAUUUUGUGUGUAUUUAUUUAUAAAGGAUGAUUUUACUCUAUCGAAUGUCAUGCACAUACAGACACAGAAUAAAGAUUUCUAUACUUUUAUGUUAACAAUGAUAACAACCACAAAAUCAGAAGGCUGUGUAGACUUGGUGGAGGUCUGCAGUGGAAUCUGACUGAUACCUCACUUUUAGGCUGGUACCAGUAUCAAUAAUUGAGAGAAAUAAUGUUUCCUCUGAUAUUUAUUCACUGAUGGAUUAGACCUAUGGUGUUGGAGGGUGUUGAGACAGUCAAAGGAUGGAUCGGUGGUGUUACACUGUGGCUGCAGCAGAGGCUGAUACUGAACUGUAGAAGCUGCUGUGCAGAAAUAUGUCAAGAAUUUGGGAUUUGAUAUGAUUUCAAUAACAUUUAAACUCAAAAGCCAGCAGUACAUGACUCAUACAGCGGCUCUAGACCACUUGUAAAUUUUGUUCAUACACAAGGUGGUAAUUCCUGCUAGGGAGCUUACAUUUCUGUCCAGACACUAUGAGUCAGAGGAGAGAAGAUCUAUGUGGAAAAAAAAUGUUGAUACCUACUGAAUCAGUGCCAGUUAUUACUGUGUACCUAAUCCAGUGAUCUGAACAAGCAGCGGCAAUGCUGUGUCUGCUUCUUUUUGCCAUUAUCCAUCAGAGAGUUUCAGGUAUCGAUGAACAAACUAUUUCUGUGUUGUGAUUCUGAUGGAUCUGUGAUAAGCAGAUGGCGUCAGCAGCACUAGUUUGUUAACAACAGCAAUGAUGGUUGGACACUCGCAUGUAUCAUCAGGGGACAAGGGUGGUACACUCACACACUGACUGUAUUUCACUUUAAAAAUUGGAGGAUACAUCUCUCCAACAGCUGCUGUUAUCAUCAACAUUAUAGGCAAGUUAGAAGGUUGAAGGGUGAAGCGAACAAUGCCUAGAAAUGCCACUUGUCUGUAUUAUGACAUAAAACUGAACAUAAACAAG